Molecule: messenger RNA, 600 nt
Organism: Brettanomyces bruxellensis
Lineage: Eukaryota; Fungi; Ascomycota; Pichiomycetes; Pichiales; Pichiaceae
Exons: 1
Coding region: 1-600 (199 amino acids)
Biological process (GO): iron incorporation into metallo-sulfur cluster; intracellular iron ion homeostasis
Cellular component (GO): mitochondrion
Molecular function (GO): ferrous iron binding; ferroxidase activity; ferric iron binding
Source: RefSeq, a predicted model, not a curated record
AUGAUUGCUCUCAUUCAGGUGUCCAAUUAUUCAACUAGGAGAUUUAUAUCCGGUUGUGCUUCAACAUUCAAAGGCGCAUCUUUGAAACCGCUUUUCACUCGAUUCUAUAGUCAAGUUUAUAGAUGUGGUGCUUCAACUACGGGUAGUAGAAGAACAUAUGGUCUGGAGAACUAUAAUUGUGCUGCUCCGAUCAUAACAUCUAGGAGAUUUGAAUCUAUUACUUCAAGCACUACAGGACAGAGGGUUCCUGAUUCUGUGUUGAACCUUAGUCCUACUCAAUAUAGACACUUGGCUGACGAAACGUUAGACACUAUUGCCACGGAUCUUGAAGAUUUAUUCGAAGAUAAAAACAUCGCCGAUGCAGAUGUUGAUAACAGCGCCGGAAUUGUGACAAUUACAACUGCCGAAGGAACCUACGUUAUCAAUAAACAGCCUCCAAACAAGCAAAUAUGGCUGAGCUCGCCAAUUUCAGGCCCCAACAGAUUUGAUUAUAUCAAAGGACGUUGGACAUCUUUAAGGAAGGGUGAAAAAUUAUUUGAUAUUCUUGAAAAGGAAGUAAGUGAUAUGUUUGGUGAGUUUGAGUUUACCGAGAAAUUUUAA